This is a messenger RNA of Kwoniella botswanensis, 1122 nucleotides long. RefSeq lists its product as uncharacterized. Gene Ontology annotation, cellular component: cytoplasm; nucleus. The transcript is spliced from 5 exons. Bases 1 to 1122 code for a protein of 373 amino acids. The record is from RefSeq and is a predicted model, not a curated record. Gene Ontology annotation, molecular function: RNA binding. Lineage: Eukaryota; Fungi; Basidiomycota; Tremellomycetes; Tremellales; Cryptococcaceae.
AUGUCAGUCGUGUCGAAGAACAUCUUCGACCUUCUUGGUGACGACGGAGAAUCAACCUCUCCAGCACCCGCCAAGGCCACCCCUGCCCCAGCCAAGAAGGACGCAACCCCCGCUGCUCAACGAACUGUCCCAGGAUCUCAACCAAGAGGUGGACAAGGUCAAGGUGCUAGAGGAAGAGGCUCUUACCCUUCUCGAGGUGGACCUCGAAACACCUACCAAGGUGAACCUCGAAAUACCGGUCCUGUCUCAUCGGAAGGUAACGCGGAAGGUACUGAGACUGCCGGUGGAUUCGAUGGAGAGAGAGUUGCCCCAUCAAGAAAGGGUAACCAAGGAACCAUCCGAGAUGCCCACACCAAGGGACCCAGAGGUAACCGACCUGCCCGAGGAGGUGGUAACUCUUCCCGAAACGUAACCUCAGGUGGACACUCUUCCUACGGUUCAGGACACUACCGAGGUGCCAAGGUACCCGCUCAAGCCGGUGAGCGAAGACAAUUUGAGAGAAGAAACCAAAACGGUGGUACCGACUCGCAAAAGAAGGUUGACCAUGGAUGGGGUGCUAACACUGGUGAAGCUGAGUUGAAGGACGAAGUUGAAGGCGAGAAGGACGCCCAAGUCGAGGAGAACCAACCUCAAACCCCUGCUCCCGAGGCUACCGAGGAAGUCGCUGCUCCCGCCGAAGCUGAACCAGAGGAACCUGAGGAAGUCACCAAAUCAUACGAUGAUUUCCUUGCCGAGCGAGCUCAACAAGCUCUCUCCAUCCCAGGUCUCGAGAAGAAAGAGGCCAGAACCGUCACCGGUGAACUCGAAGGUACCGCUUUCGUCAGAUCAGGUGUCGAGGAAUUCUUCAGCGGAAAGGCCAAGAACACCGAAUCCAAGGCGAAAGCUCCCAAGAAGGAGAAGGUAUACAUCGAGGUUGACGGAACCUUUGCUCAACCCAACCGACCCCCUCGAAGGGAUAACGACAACAACCAAAGACGAGGUGGACGAGGUGGUGCUUCCAGAGGUGGACAACGUGGUGGUGCUUCCAGAGGACAAGGUCCCAGAGGUGGUGCUCGAGGUGGACGAGCUCCCGCUGGUAUCAAUGCCAACGACGCCAACGCUUUCCCCGCUCUUGGAGCUUAA